This is a messenger RNA of Branchiostoma floridae (Florida lancelet), 1174 nucleotides long. Its product is annotated as prostate stem cell antigen-like. The transcript is spliced from 4 exons. Lineage: Eukaryota; Metazoa; Chordata; Leptocardii; Amphioxiformes; Branchiostomatidae. The record is from RefSeq and is a predicted model, not a curated record. The coding region runs from base 185 to 580 and encodes 131 amino acids.
GCUGUUGUCAUGCAAUGACGGAAUGGAUGCACGUCAAUCAUCUAUUAUUAACUUGUUCUUCAUUGUUCGGAUCGAAUAAAAAGCCGGACCAAUCUGUAAGGCCUUAAGAUUGCUGACACGAAAAAAGAACGUGGCCGAGGAAAAUAAGGUUUUGUAAGACCAACAUACAACGCAUAAGAGAACAAUGAAGACGGCAUUGACUGUACUGCUCUUUGGAGCUAUCGUUGGAUACGCUAGCGCUGCGGCCUUCCAAUGCUACUCCUGCUCGUCCACGCUGACUGCUAACUCUGACUGUAGGGACUCGGUGGAAAACAUCACCACAGUCAGCUGCGCAGACGACAGCUCCUGUUUCGCCGCGGUGGUGAAGGUGGGAACUCUGCUGACAAAGAUUGACCGUGGCUGCACUCCCAACUGUGUCUCCGACGAUUCCUGUAUGAACCAAAUUGGGAGCGGGAUCUGCAGAAUGUGCUGCAAGGGAGAGAAGUGCAACAGCAUGACGCCCGGGGGAGCGGAGAUGGCCGGCGUGUCCGCCGCGCUGCUGCUGAUGUCGAGCCUCUUUACCGUUCUUGGUGCGGUGUGAGAGAGUACAUAACGGUGACUUUGACACCAAGCAGUUGAAUGUAUGACAAGUGUUGUUGUGUAAUUAACACAAACUGUUGCCUCGUAAUAUGACUUUAACAUCUUUGAAAUGUUGUUGGCAUCCUGUCCACGCCCGUCUGUCCAAUGAUAGUAAUUAAUAGAUGUAUAUGUACCAUCAUUGAACCGUUAUUUGGUACAAACAAAGCAAAGUAGUUCUUCCACAAUCUGUCAGAAGAUUAGACUAUUUGGAGGCUAUCGGGCUAGUGUUUCACAACACCAUUAUUGAUUUUGUCUCAACUGCUACUUCUACAGAACAAUGUUUUCCAAUGAAAAAUGGUCAUCUGGAAAAAAAAUUGCAUGCAUAAGCUGAAGUCAACUUAAUUCACUGAUGGCUGCAGCUGCGAAUGACCAAUAACUGUCGAUGACUGGCUGCAAGUUUGACAACAACUGUAGAGUUUCCCUGUAGCGAUAUGAACACCCAUCGUCUCGUGGUCAGUUGACUGUAGUGCUGUUUGUGUCCUCGGAGGGACCAUAUUAAAGCUGCAUGCCUGUUUGUUUCAAUUAAUAAAGAUACAGAAGGAAUUUCACUGGAAAA